AUGAGCGCGGAGCAGUCAACGCCGGGGACGUUUAAAAAUGCCACGUCGCAGAGUCCCACUAGCGUGCUUGUUGCAUACGCCGACACGUACUUUGGCAAACGUCUGGUUCAACAGCUCAAUCGGGACGGCGUCGGCGACAGAGCGGGGAGACGCUACAAGCUGUUCCUGUGCACCUGGGAGAAGGACGGGGUGCAGGCGUUCGUUGAUGGGGGAGUUGCCGCGGCCCCCGGCAUGGAGGAAGAGGCGGACGGGGCUGCGGCUGCCUUGCAUAGCACUGCCGGUGACGCAAAGGAUCCAGCGAGCGGAGUGGCAACAGUCCAGUUGACGCCACCGUCGGUGGCCACUACGGCGCCUGGGCAUGACCAGAAAAACCACCCAACGCGCGUUUUCUGGCGGGGGGACUCGCGGGCAGUGCGUCACGCGAUCCUUCAAGCGGACCACAUCGUGAUGGAGAUGCGCCAGGCACAGGAUGUGUUUGACAUGAUGCAUGUGCUCAGCUCCAAAGAGCAGCUGAAGCGGAAACGCGUCAUUGUCGUCUCCUCCUUCUUGACGUGGUACGCGACACCGCCGAUGCAGCUGGAUUCUGUUGAAGAGAAGGACGGGAAAAACACUGCCAAAAACGAAGACAAUUUUGAGGAGGAAGAGGAAGAAGUGGAAGAAGAACGCGAAGAAGACCCUCGACCGCUUGAUCAACGCGAAGUGGAUGCCAUUCUUGGACAGUUUUACCAUCCCGGAGGAGGCGACGACGACAACAAUAAUAACAACGCUAUUGACGACAACGACAACGAGUAUGAACUUAACGUGGAGCUCUUCACGGAAGACCAGUACAACCGUCGUAUUCCACACGCCAAGUACUACAAUUGGCGCGAGGCGGAACGUGUUGUGGCUAGUGGGAACUCCGAUGAGCGAAACAUACAGACCUGCGUCGUUUUUGCGGGACUGCAAUAUGGAGAAGGUGAGGAUGCUCUUGAACCCUUUUUUGCGCAGGUGUGGAAUCGUGAAAAAAAGGGACUUCCUAUUUACGGCGACGGUACACAAAUUGUGCCAACGGUGCAUGUGCGUGACCUUGUGACCUUUACGCGACGACUGAUUGAGGCCGAGGAACCACCUGCCCUACCGUAUGUAUUUGCAGCGGACUCCGGAACGGUUUCGUGGCAACGCAUGGUACACGCAAUGAAUCAUGCGUUCGGCGGUGAAAAGACGUUUCAUGUACCACCUGAAGACUAUGUUCUUUACAACAAUGUUGAGCUCUUCACACUAAAUAUGCGUGUGGAUAACCAGACGAUGCGAGAUUUGAUGCCAGCUGACGAAGAUUGGGUGGCGCAGUCCGGUUUUGUUGCCAGUAUUUCCAAAACUGCAUUUGAGUAUGUCGCGUCCCAUAAUUUGCAGCCUAUUCGCAUCAUUCUGCUUGGUAUGCCGCUUUCAGGAAAGACGUACCUGGCCGAAGCGUUGGCGCGGCGGCACUACAACUUGCCGACGUUCACAAUGGAAGGGGUGCUGGAGGAGUAUAAGGCGUACAUUGCCGCGUUAAAAGAGAGACUCGAUACUUUCCGGCGGCGCCUGUACGACGCGGAGAAGAAGAGGCGAGAAGAAUCAAAGAAGCGGGCCUUUUUGCGGCACCGCACGAAGAAAGAUGAUGUGGACCGAAACGACGAGGAGGACCAGGCGGUGGUGGAGCGGGAGACUGCAAACGCAGGGAUGCAGCGAGAGGGUGGCGUCAACGACACCUUCGAAGCGGAUGAAGUCGCAGGCGGCACGAAGGGGCUACGCGGUGCAGAUGACAUCAAUGAAGAUAGUGACAUGGAGGAAGAUCCGGUUGGCUUUGCCUUGACGGAGGAGGAGCACCAUGCCGUGGAGGAACUUGUAGAGGAAUGGUUUCAGCAGAAUGAUCGAGCCACACAACUACGCGAGGUUAUCGCGUCGAUGGAGCGGGUGCUUGCAAUGAAGGUGAGAGUGCAACCGACGGCAAACGCCGACGCGCAGAACGCCAUGAAUCCAAAAAAGAGGAAGGAGCAGGCAAAGUCCAAACGUGGAAAUCGUUCAGGAAACAAAAAACAUGCCAUGGAAGAAGAAGAUACAUCGACCGAGCUGCAAGAAAAUGCGCCGUUUCAGGACAAGGCACUUGCACUGAUGAUGCGAUGGCGUCUAUCGCGUGCAGAUUGCCGUAAUCAAGGCUAUGUGAUGGACGGCUUCCCAGAGACUCUGGCGCAAGCACGUCUUGUCUUUGGUGAGGAGCCACUUGACAUUCCAGAGACCAUUGAAGAAGCCGUUGCGGCGGGAACCCCAAAUUCCACUGGCAACUUUUCAGGACCGGGAACCCGUGAGGCGAACGUCCCCCCUCCCACCACAGAGCCGUGCGACGAAGCACGGUUGCCAUCCUUUGUUUUCGUGCUCGACGCCGCCGAAAAUUAUCUGCUUGACCGCUUAACGGCGCUUUCGAAGACGCUGAAUGAGACGCCUGGAAACGAGGAAAAACGCCUUGCACGCUUUGAGGAGGCAAUGACGCUCUACCGAAGGCAGUUUGUUGAUACAGAUUACUCCCUCCCAGACUUUUUUGAGUGUGCCCGUACCGUGGCGAAGACGCUCACACCUGGUGGCCGCGGUGUGAUUGUGUCGUUUUUAAAGGUCGAUGCGGAGCCGCUGUUGUCGCCGCCUCGGCCAGAGUCUCAAUACGCCGUCGCGCCGCUCAGCAACGUGGAACAAAUCGUCUGUGAGCGUGUGGGGAAGCCGCGCAACUUUGGACCUACACCACAGCAAAAGUACCAAGAGGAGGUGCGACAGCGCAAGUUUCAGGAGGAGGAGCGUCAAAAAGAACUCAAGGCGGUUAUGGAGCAGCGCGAACGUGAAAAGCAUGAAUAUAUGCGUGAGACCGAAGAACGCUCGCACGUAGAAAAUACACGUCAGGAGAUUGAGGUGAUGGACCGAAACUCAUUAGAGCAGCGAAAGCUUCCUCUGCGCGAGUACCUUCAGCAUAACAUUGUGCCACUGCUGAGCAAGGGCCUGGUGGAGGUCUGCAAGACGCGCCCGGAAGACCCUGUGGACUUCCUCGCAGAGUGGCUGAUGCGUCACAAUCCACUGGAUGAUUCUUGCUUCGAGUUGUAG
Messenger RNA from Trypanosoma conorhini, 3102 nucleotides. RefSeq names its product protein dpy-30. The record is from RefSeq and is a predicted model, not a curated record. Lineage: Eukaryota; Euglenozoa; Kinetoplastea; Trypanosomatida; Trypanosomatidae. Bases 1 to 3102 code for a protein of 1033 amino acids. The transcript has a single exon.